CCUCUCCUCCCUCCCUCUCUCAGGAGGUGGGGUACCAGCACGGUAAGACGUUGUUUGACGUGUGGCGGCGCAGUGGCGUGGUGGACAGCAUGCUCAAAGACCGCCACCAGGAGGAGUUCCACAAGACCAAGACGGGCCAUGUGGUCACCUGUCCCAACGCCUCCUUCACCGACCUGGCAGAGAUCGUGUCGAGAAUCGAACCCGUGAAGAACGCCUUGAUUGACGAGGAGCCGUCGGACGACAACCAGACGGACUACGACGACGAGGCCGUGGAAAGCGCUCUGUCUGACUUUGAGGCGUUCGCCGCAGGAAGCGAACACACAGAAGAGGAGACGGGAGACACGGUGGAGACCGACGAAGACGUUCACAGACGAGUUCGACGCCGGCAGAAGAACGCCCCUCAAAGACCGGGGCCAUGACGUCAUCAACGCCAUGACGUCAUCAACGCCAUGACAUCAUCAACGCCAUGACGUCAUUAGUUACCACGCUAACAUUAGUUACCACGCUAACAUUAGUUACCUCGCUAACAAGGUGAGCCUUCAAGGUCUCCUCAGACGAGACAUCGUGCUCUGCAAUGGUUCUUUGUCGUCAGUGUUUAUGACGGUUCUGUGUGUUUAACGGUUCUGCCGCAUUACGCUCCGAUGCAUGAAGCACCGUCUGUAACGUAACGUACGACAUGGUGCCGAGGACACGGACUGGACUUCUCUAGUCUCCACUCAACGCUCUUUAACACGACAUCGUCCACCCAUUCAUCAACAUGCACACGCUGAUGGGAGGAGCUACCAUGCACGGAGCCAUAGAAAUAUAUACAUAAAUAUAUAUAAAUUUACAUAUAUAAAUACAUAUAACAUGAUCAAAACACCAUGUUGGCUAAUGUUAGUGAUUUUGUGUUUGUUGCCUUUUUGAAAAACAUUAUUUGUUCAUUAGUUAGACUGAAUAAUGUAUUGAGACUGUUUUAUCUGAGUGGAGACGCUGCUGGGUAUUACUCACAGUGCAUUUACUACCUAGGCCUUCAAUGCCGUCUUACUACAGCCGAACAACCCAAUGUAAGAUUAGUUCACCAUGUAUUUAUGUAUGUACAUGUGUAUAUAUCAGAGAACCCAUCAGUGCUUGAGCCUGCUCUAUCCCCCCACCCCCCCACCCA
This is a messenger RNA of Pseudoliparis swirei, 1144 nucleotides long. Its product is annotated as patatin-like phospholipase domain-containing protein 7. The coding region runs from base 90 to 419 and encodes 109 amino acids. Lineage: Eukaryota; Metazoa; Chordata; Actinopteri; Perciformes; Liparidae. The transcript is spliced from 4 exons. The record is from RefSeq and is a predicted model, not a curated record.